AGACUAGGCAGCAUGGUCUCCGACCUUAGCCUGUUCCACAACGGAACAAACGUACUAAAAAAAAAAACAUUUCAUAAACACGAAAAAUUUUUCCGUAAUCUGCGAACGUUUAUUAUUAUUCUUUUUAUAAAUACAUUUAUCAUCAAUAAACGAAAUAAAAAUAGUAAUAUGUCAAAUGAAUGUGAAAAGGAACAGCUUUUAUUACACCACGUACAACAGCUAUUGUGUACAACCCGCCUGCCUUACAGGCAAGGAAGGAAACUGACUGCUGUUAAGGUAUAUACAAUCAACAACGAAUCCAACCAUCUCCUCAUCUUCGGAGUCCCAUCGUUGAAUCUACGGCAAGAGACCAAAGCGUUGUUUGCUAAAUUCGGCAAGCUCCUUCAAUUCAAUCUAACGAAACACCAGUCAGAACAAUUCACGGAAACAUACCAUGCAAGGUACGAAAAAAUACAAUCAGCUAGAGUGGCCAAACGGAUGGUGGACACGAAGAAUUUUUACGGUGGCUCGUUGCAUGUGUGUUACGCACCCGAAUUUGAAGACAUCAACGAAACGAGACAAAAAUUGUCACAACGGAAACGAGAUGUUUUGUUUCGUUCGAGAAACAUACAUAACGAUGCUAUAGCUGAGAAGGACAGAGAGGAAUUGCUUAAUAAAAAUAUAGAAAAUACAAAUAAAGAAGGAGAAAUCGAGAAGAAUGUAAAUAAUUCAAAUAAAAGAUUAUUAAAUAUGGGUGAGGUUAACACGAUAUAUAAUGAAAAUAGAGUAACAAAGAAGAAAAGAGAGAUAAAAGAGGAUGCUGCAACAGAGAAUGAGUUUAAACCGUGUUAUGUUAACGAAAAUAAAAAAGUUUACAGUGGCAACACUAAAAUUGGUAACAAAGAUAGAGAAUUAAGUUCUAACAGUAGUAAAAAAGUAAAUAAUGAUAGAAUUAGUGACAAUAUUGAAGUAGUUGACUGUACAUCAGUUGAUAACGAAGUUGUAACAAAUAUAAAUGAAAGCUUAAACUACAAGAGUUUCGGUAACGAAGUAAUCAAGAGAGUGCCUGAGAAAACAUUAAAUGUAAUUAAAUUUAAUAUUACAAAUAAAAAUACAUGAUUUAAAAUACAUUCUUUUUUUACAACACCA
Messenger RNA from Galleria mellonella (greater wax moth), 1128 nucleotides. RefSeq lists its product as uncharacterized. The record is from RefSeq and is a predicted model, not a curated record. Gene Ontology annotation, cellular component: nucleoplasm. The transcript is spliced from 2 exons. Gene Ontology annotation, molecular function: nucleic acid binding. Lineage: Eukaryota; Metazoa; Arthropoda; Insecta; Lepidoptera; Pyralidae. The coding region runs from base 13 to 1098 and encodes 361 amino acids.